GGCCCUGCUGUUUGUCGAACUCGAGUUCAAUCCUACACUGCCGUCUCAAGCAGAACAAGGAGCAAGAAAAUCUCCCUUUCAGGACGGCAAAUAAACGAGGAUUUCCAUUGCCAUUGGAUUUGAGUUUUCUGUUUGGAAUUAAAACGCUCAAUGACAGUGCACAAGAGCCUUUCUGGAACUUUGCAAACCUAAAUAAGAUGUAGGUCAGUAAAGCUCUGAGGAUGUGAGUCACUCCAGAGUGGAUCUUCAGCGGUGCUCUGCACGCACGGAGAUGCCGGCAUGACAACGGUGCCCAUCGGCAAUGGCAUAGCAACCACUCUCACCCAACCAGGGAAGUGCAUGGCUAGUGCUAACAUGUGGUACCUCCAGUCUCACACUCGACGGAAAGCACCCACACCCCACAGGGACCCACAGCAGAAUUUUAAACCUUGAUCUUCAGGUCCUCUCAGAGACCCUAUACUCAAAAUCAUCUAUAUUCACACACGCCUUCUAUCUUGCCCGCUGACUGCCCUUACCCUACAUCCUGUGGCAAGCUCCUCUUCCUUCCUUAGAGCAAGCAUGGCUGGAGGUUAAUGUACACAUGUCUACCUCAUACUUAAAGGUCCACUCUCUACAACUGCGACCCUGAACACACUACAAAAAUGACCUCCAGCAUAGAUCGGGAUGAUAGCAGUAUUUUUGAUGGGUUGAUGGAAGAAGAUGAGAAGGACAAAGCAAAAAGAGUUUCUAGGAACAAGUCUGAGAAGAAGAGGCGGGACCAGUUCAAUGUGCUCAUCAAGGAACUGGGCACCAUGUUGCCGGGCAACACCCGCAAGAUGGACAAGUCUACCAUUCUACAGAAGAGCAUUGACUUCCUGCGCAAGCAUAAAGAAAUUGCUGCACAGUCUGAAUCUAGUGAAAUACGUCAGGACUGGAAGCCACCCUUCCUUAGCAAUGAGGAGUUCACACAGCUGAUGCUGGAGGCCCUAGAUGGCUUCUUUCUGGCCAUUAUGACAGACGGCAACAUAAUCUAUGUCUCAGAAAGUGUCACCUCUUUAUUGGAACAUCUACCUUCGGAUCUUGUUGACCAGAAUCUGUUGAAUUUCCUUCCCCUGGGUGAGCACUCCGAGGUGUAUAAAGCCCUGUCUACACACAUACUAGAGGGAGAGACCCUCACACCAGACUACCUAAAGACAAAAAACCAGUUAGAGUUCUGCUGCCACAUGCUCCGGGGGACAAUCGACCCCAAAGAGCCACCCAUUUAUGAGUAUGUGAAGUUCAUCGGAAACUUUAAGUCCCUCAACACUGUGCCUAACUCAACACGUAACGGCUUUGAGGGAGUGAUCCAGCGAUCGCUAAGGGCCGCAUUCGAAGACCGAGUGUGUUUCAUUGCAACUGUGAGAUUAGCCAAACCUCAGUUUAUCAAGGAAAUGUGUACUGUGGAGGAGCCCAAUGAGGAAUUCACCUCCAGACACAGUUUAGAAUGGAAAUUCCUGUUUUUGGACCACAGGGCACCUCCCAUCAUAGGUUACCUUCCUUUCGAAGUUCUGGGCACAUCGGGGUACGACUACUACCACGUGGAUGACCUGGAGACCCUGGCCAAAUGCCAUGAACACUUGAUGCAGUAUGGUAAGGGGAAGUCGUGCUAUUACCGCUUCCUAACUAAAGGUCAGCAGUGGAUCUGGCUUCAGACUCACUACUAUAUCACCUACCACCAGUGGAACUCUCGACCAGAGUUCAUCGUCUGCACACACACUGUGGUCAGUUAUGCUGAAGUGAGGGCGGAACAGCGCAGGGAGCUGGGUAUUGAUGUGUCGCCUCCUGAGAUCUCGGCAGACAAGUCUCAAGACUCGGGCUCUGAGUCUCAGUUAAACACCUCCAGCCUGAAGGAGGCACUGGAUCGAUUUGAUCACAGCCGAACGCCGUCUGCCUCCUCAAGGAGCUCUCGCAAGUCCUCCUCACACACCGCUGUCUCUGACCCCACAUCCACACAAACAAAGCUACAGACAGACCAUAGCACACCGCCUCGCCAAUCAGUGUCAGCCAUUGAGAUGACAUCACAGCGGAGGUCCUCCAUUAGCAGUCAGUCGAUGAGCUCUCAAAACACAGGGCAGACAAUGGCCACAUCUCUGGUGUCUCAGCCUCAGCAGCUGCAGCCUCUGCAGCCCACUGUGCAGCCGGUGCUGCAGUUUUCCGCGCAGAUGGAUGCGAUGCAACAUCUCAAGGAGCAGCUGGAACAGCGCACACGCAUGAUUGAGGCCAACAUCCAGAGACAACAAGAAGAACUACGGCAAAUCCAGGAAGAGCUGCAGAAGGUGCAGGGACAGGGCCUACAAAUGUUCUUGCAGCCAGGAGGAGGCAGUCUUAACCUUGGCUCAGUGCAGUUGACGCAGGGGUCAUCCGUGCAGCCAGGAGGCGCUCUUUCCAUGCAGGGGGCAGUGGUGUCAGCAGGGAGUCUGCAGAGUGGCCUGCAAUCCACACAUACAGGGACACAGCACACUGUCACACAGCAUCCACCACUACAACAACAGAACCUUCUCAGAGAUCAGAGCUCCACUCUAACACAGCAGUCUCAGAGGUCGUCUCACAUGUUGCAGUCUCCUCAGGGAGCACUGCCUGCAUCUCUCUAUAACACCAUGAUGAUCUCUCAGCCGACACAGGCCAACGUAGUGCAGAUCGCCACAAGCCUGGCACAGAACAGUAGCCCCAGCGGAGCCGCAGUUGCCGCAUUCUCACAAGACCGGCAGAUACGGUUCCCUGCUGCCCCACAGCUACUUACUAAGCUUGUAACCAGUCCAAUGGCAUGCAGUGCAGUUAUGGUGCCUACCACCAUGUUCAUGGGGCAGGUGGUGACUGCGUUUGCUCCGCAGCAGGGCCAAGCUCAAACAAUCAGUAUCACCCAGCAGCCAUCUGCGCAGACACAGGAGCAGCAAGCCCAGAUGCAGUCACAGUCAGCUGCAGGAACAAGCCAACAGCAAGGCCAGGUCCAGGCUCAGCUUGCCCAGCAGCAAACACAAUUCCUACAGGCACCGCAUCUUUUACACGGCAAUCCGUCUGCCCAGCUCAUACUUCAGGCAGCAUUUCCUCUACAGCAGCAAGGUGCGUUUGCAGCCACAACACAACAACAGCAGCAACUACAGCUGCAGCAUCAACAACAGCAGCUGCAACAGCAGCAACAACAACAACAGCAGCAGCAGCUGCAACAGCAGCAUCAACAACAACAGCAGCAGCUGCAACAGCUCCAGCAACAGCAGCAACUGGCAGCUCAUAGGUCAGACAGCAUGUCAGACCGCUCCAACACACAGCCACAGUAACUGAGCAGUGGCUGAUCGCAGGGCAGCAGGAGCCGGACCAAGUCUCCGUUGAGCAGUCUUGCAUUCGGUAGUGGUUCAAAAGGGGUUGUUUGGAGCUGAAUGAAAACUAUAGCAGUAUUUGUACUGUACACUUUCAGAUACCCUUCCCUUUCCACUGCUUGGAGGUUCAGGAGAAGGGCAAGACCUAAAGUGGUGUUGUUUUCCACCCUAUGCCCUCUCUGACCUAUGUUGUGAUCAAUGGCUGCUUGCACUGAAUUCUGGAAGAGGUCCGACCACAAAAUACCAAACUUUCUGCUGGCUGGUGGCAGAGCAGCAGGUUUCUGGUUUUCAUAACCCUGCGUGCUCCGCAACCUGUCACCACCACAAAAACAAGGGAGAAGGGUUCCACCCUCCCCUUUAUCAUGUCCGUUUGUCUUGUACACCCAGUGUGUGCUGUUGUCACCCUUUCACAGGUUUAAUUUAUGCAGAACACUCUGGUUCACGAGCUGGAUGUGUACUCCAAGACUUCGAAGAAGUCCUCCGGGACAAACAGCGCAUCUUUGUCUGUCUCUAAUUUUCUUCCUCUCCUUUCCCUCUCUUGAUCUUUCCUUCUCAUUUUACUUGUCAAAAGUAAUUAUGGGUCAGAAAAUAUUUUUAAGAAUGUCACGUGGAUUCAACUUUUAUUGUACAGUUCACCUGUAAAAUUAUGUGUAAAUAUGUGGACAAAAGGAAAGAGAAACUAAUAUUUUAUAUGAUGCAUGAGAUGAAAAGCGUAGUCUGUUAUUUGUAGCUUUGAAAAUACUUUUUUUCUAACAUUCAAAGGAAAAAAAAGCAAACUUAUUACACAUGAUGGCUGAUCUAUUUACAGACUUACUAUUUCCAGUGGAAUGGGGGUGAGUGUGUGCGUAUGUGCUUGCCUAAUGUGUUUGUAUGUGUGUGUGUCUGGAAUGCUUCAUCCACAGUUUGUCACAGUUGGUUUAAAAACUGCCUUCACAUUUUAGGAAAACUGUUAUAUAUAAAGAUAUAUUGCUUUGUGUUAUACAGUGACACUUUAGUAACUGCAAAAAUAUUGAUCAACAUAUUUGCAGAGGUUUUUCCUUUGUAAAUACUAAAAAAUAAAAUAAAAAAAGGCUUAGAAUAGGAUUUAGUAUAUUACGCGAUUAGUCAAAAAUCUAAAAAUGGUGCUUCGACUGUUACACUGUGCAGUUGUGCACCACCGCAUCAUAAUCAUUACAGGUUUUGAAGGCUGUGAAUGGCCUGUAAUGACAUUACUAUUAUGUACCAAUGUUUUAUACUUAAAUCUGAAUGCAGGAUUAUGAAGAUGAGAAAUAUAUUUACAUAAUGUGUAAUAAUCUUCAAUAAUACAGGUAAAAUUUCUUAGGGCUAAGCUAUAGUUUCCUCUAGUUUUAAAAUUGUUUACAGUAUGGUUGUUUACACUGUUGUACAGUGUUUUAGGGUAUGAUUGUACUAGAUGGCUAAGAAAAGACAUGUAUAGAAAUAUAAUUUCACAGAACCAAACCUAAUUGUUAUUUAGAUAGUAAAUUAUCAUAUUUGCACAGCUUUAAUGCAGAUGUUAAUGUUGGCUCUGGACAAACAAUGACAUUUCAGAUAAAGUGCAGUUAAAUGCAACUCCCAUGACUUUGCAACCAAUCUUCCAGACAACUCUGGAAAAGCAGGAAUGUAUAGGUUUAAAAAAGUAUAUAGCUGCAGUAUAGCAACUUCUGAUCUAUCCCAUAGGAGAACAUGGCAUUUGUUUGGUGAUUUAGGUCUACCAAAGUGUUGAACUAUAACACUUCUAGGCGAAUGAUCAGAUCUAGUUUUGCCCAAAGCACAAGCUUUAGCUUUUUUCAUAAUGAAAACCCAAAUUUGGACAAUCUGAAUCUAAAUAUAUGUGCUCAAUGUAGUAUUAACAUUUUAGAUAUGCCAGAUUUCCAGUAAAUUCAUCCAAUGUUUAAACUUUAGUUGUGACACUCUUUUAAGCUGCACAAUUAAGUGGCUUCCACAUGACUCACGUCAAGGCUUCAGAGCAUCGCUCAAUGGCAGGGUAAAAUGCUGCUUUGUGGUCCAGAUAAAAUGUCUCAUUUUUAUUUUAGCGGUGGUGCUGAUGGAUCACCUUCAUUUUCCAGUAAUCAUUGGCUGAUGCUUCAAAAGGUCAGCGGCACUGGUCAAAGUUGAAUAAUUGUAUUUAUUUUUUUCAACUUUGAGCACCGCGUUACAUCUCCUGAUGGAAGCCCAAUGCGUCGCCAGGGGUAAAGCUGGAGCUGACGCUUAAUUCCAUAGCAUUCAAUGUAUUUGGCAAUAUUGAAGUGAGUUAUGUGGAAGACCCUUUAGGUAUUGUUAGAACAGCAAUUUAGCCAUCAUGAAUUUUCAAUUCAAAAGUAAAAUUUUCUGUAAGGAAGCAGUACCUGUACCUGUUAGACAGCUAAUACAGUUCAAAACUAAGAUUUUUGCUGUUAAAUGAAUCUUUACUUCCAUAUAUAUAUAUAUAUAAAAACGAUACAUUUUUAAAAAUGAAAAAGUCACUUUCAUUAGCAUUUUCGGAUGACAGGUAUUUAUUGAUAAAUUGCUCUUUUCUGAAGAUCAUGUUAUUAAUUUGUAUUAUUCUAUCUAAUUUUCAUGGGAUAGUGCACUAAUGAGCAAUAUUGUCUUAUUCAGGUUAGUACAAGUAGUCAGGUUCUGUAAAUUUAAAUGUUUAUCAUAUCAGACCUCAGAGUAUUAGUGCCAGUCAGAAUGUUUGGUUUGCUCGGGAUAUUUAAGCCAAUAACCCCAGAGUGCGGGUCUAUUCACAGUUCAUUUUGCAGUAUCCAUACAAUUACAGAGUAUCCCCAGUAAUCUUUGGUAAUGCCGUAUGUAAUCUAAAUCUGUGCCCCUAGGUUACUCAUACUGUAUAUGGUGGUCACCAGUUUGGCCAUUGAAUUGUCUUCUACUAAAAUAGAAUGGUGUACUUUUCAUUGCUACUGACAUCUCUUUAAAAUGUAAUGUAUGUGACUGUGUUAUCAAUGUUUUCCCCCCUGACUGAACAGCAUGACUAGAAACAAGUUGGGCAGGAUUAUUGCGUGAAUGUAAAAAUGUCAAUUAGCUUUAUAGUAGGUAUGCAUUCUGACUCUAGAAUCCCAUCUAAUCUGUUUUGUAACUAUGGACACUUUAGAUCGAAUCUCAUUUCUUUUGAUCUUUUGGCCACAUCCACACGUUUUCAUUUCGGUUUGAAAACACAUAUUUAGCUACUUUUACACCACCUAUCCACACUGUUUUCCUUCACCGAAAACAUUCUCCAUAACUGCAAAGUUUGGAAAACGAUGACGUUGGGAAACUGAAAACUGAGUGUUCAAACAAAAACGGAUGUACCCUUUUCACAAACCUAUGAUGAUGAUUUAGGGGUGUAAAUUUAGCAAACUUUUCUAUAUUUGCAAUUUUUUUACUAUUUAGUUUAAAUAAAAAAACAAGUUACCACAUCUGUGAUGAAGCUUCUAAGACAGCUGCUGAGUAUCUGAAAAUUUGCCAUCUUGUCUCUUCUGACUGUCGUAAUCAACCGCCAUCUAUUUUUUCUUCAUUUGAAAAGUUGUGGAAAUGUAAUGGUAGCAUUUUUCUUUUGAUGUUGGAGCAAAUGUGUAAGCAAAAAAUAUUUGCCGUGGUUUCCCCAUCCACUGCUAUUGAUGUUUCACAUAUUUGGGAAAACUAUGACAAUGGGAAACUGAAAACAGUUUUCAAAUGAAAAUGGAUUGAUUUUGCUAAGUUUACACCUCUCAUCAACACUGGAAUGGCUAUUUCCUCCACCGAAAACUGAGACUUUCUAAAACUCUCUCCAUAACUGCAUACUUAAGAAAAUUAUGAUGUUAGGAAAAUAAAAGUUAUUUUAGGAGUUUUGUUAGGAGACUCCUAAGAGAUGUUAGGAGUUUUCAAAUGAAAACAGAUUGAUGUUGCUACCUCUCAUCCACACUGGAAUGACAUUGUCCUCCACCGAAAGUUGAGACUUCAAAAGACUCGAAAAUGCUCUCCAUAACAGCAUAUUUGGGAAAUCGCUGACAUUAGGAAGCUGAAAACUGAGCUUUCAAACAAAAAUGGAUUAGUGUUUAUGUGGCCUUAGACUUUAAAUAGGACAUUUCUUUAAUAUGGCCCUGAAGUGCACAUUCUUAACCAUUUAAUAGUUAAUAAAUAAAGCAUAUUUUAAAGAGGGAUAUAUAUACAAAUCAUAGAUUUUAUUUUUCUACAGCAAUGUCAGAACAGAAUUUAUGCAGCUAGGCUAUACUUGAUGUGUAAAACACCUGUUAUAAAUGCCUUUUGCUAAGAAAGGGAACCAAUAAUAAAGUUUACUCCAUAUUGUAACCUCAGAUGAAGGAUUUAAACAAACUGUGACACACUGCUGGACCAAUCAAGCUUUCUCCCAACAAUGCAGUUGGAUUCUGGAAGUGGUUCUUUUCAAGUCUUUGCCUGUAUGUAAGGGAGGUAAUUUAAGCUCCAGGCUCCUGCUUAUGUUAUGGAGUAUUUGAAGGUAAUUUUUUUUUUAAUUAUUAUUAUAACAAGUCUUGAUUAAUAAGUAUAGGACACAUACAAAUUCAGGCUGGGCCUAGAAUGACCCUAUCCUUUGAUGCAUAACACAUCCUGACUUCGUCACAAACUGGCAUCAGAUGUCAGCAGUUGACACAUGGGAUGAUGUUUUAGAGUUCAAGGAGUUGAGAUUUUUUUCUGCACUGAUUUGUAUUGUGAGCCCCAAGGUAACAGUGAAAUGUCAUGGCUUCCUCGGGCUGGUUCAGAAUACUCAACUCACAUCAGUUAUUUUUUCUUUUCUCACACUUUAUUUAUCUUGUGCUAGUGACCUCUUCAAUGAAAUGCUUUCUUCUGCACUUACCAUAAAGACAUACAAAAUCAGCAGUUUCUCCUCCAAAACAUAGUUACCCUCGAAUAUGAUGUACCCCUAAAUUGUUUUUUGUGGUCUUUGCAACUUCAACAUGUCAGUUGGUAUUUAGUGAUUAAUCCAAAGAGCUAGAAGGAAAGAUUGGGAGUACUUCAAAUCUUGUUAAAUUUGUUUGCAAAACUUUAAUGCUCAUCUUAAAGAUGCCCAAUGGAAAAGGAGGUGUUGAAACAUGUUAAAUGUUCUGUAGUUCUGAUGUACUCACUAGAAGUUCUGAAUGUCUAUCAGUGUUCUCUCUUGCUAUCAUUUAAUCUUUGUACGUGUGAUAUUCUUCGCAGAGCACUUGUGUUUGGCUCAUGAAAUGUAUCUGUUCAGUACACUUUAAGAAAAAAAGCUAAAAAUAAUUUUAAAAUGCUUAUAAAUAGGUUUCACAUGAAAAUUCAUUCUAUAGGGCUACCAGAGCAUGGCUCUUUUUUUCCUAAUCAUAUUUAAAAGAAAAUACUGUAAUAGCAGAAAUGUGUGCUGUAUGGGGUUCAUUUUGUGAGCCGGCAAUUCUUACAUCAACAAAGAAACAAUGGAACCUUUUUAAACAAGGUUCCAUUUAUUCCCCUUAUUCAAUUUUGAAA
Xyrauchen texanus (razorback sucker) is the source of this 8747-nucleotide messenger RNA. It is a transcript of the gene clocka, whose product is annotated as clock circadian regulator a. The coding region runs from base 642 to 3293 and encodes 883 amino acids. Gene Ontology annotation, molecular function: protein dimerization activity; DNA-binding transcription factor activity, RNA polymerase II-specific; E-box binding. Gene Ontology annotation, biological process: circadian regulation of gene expression; regulation of transcription by RNA polymerase II. The transcript has 24 exons. Gene Ontology annotation, cellular component: nucleus; CLOCK-BMAL transcription complex; cytoplasm. NCBI's taxonomy places the organism in Eukaryota, Metazoa, Chordata, Actinopteri, Cypriniformes, Catostomidae. The record is from RefSeq and is a predicted model, not a curated record.